CGCCUCAUCCCCCACUACCCCCUCUACAAUCGCGAUAUCUUUGCUGGCAAUGGCCUCCACUUCCCCUGUCAUCGCUGCUCGCCAUCUGGCUGACCUCGAGCCUACUCCUAGCAAGAAGGCUGCCGCUGCGUUCAAGUCCCUCUCCCUCGAUGCAUCAGCCGCGAAGAAGCCCAUCAUCGAUGAUGCUCGUCGCUCUCGUUCACCGGAGUCGCAAGGAGAUGAGCUCCAGGUCGCUCCCGCCGAGGAGGAUGAUGUUGAGGAUUGGCGCAAGAGAUUUAUUGGUGAUGUUGAUCUUCCUGAACGCAUGGAGCCUCUUCUUAUGGAGUCUAAGCGUCGUUUCGUCCUCUUCCCUAUUCAAUAUCAUGAGAUCUGGCAAAUGUACAAGAAAGCCGAAGCUUCUUUCUGGACUGCCGAGGAGAUGGAUCUUUCUAAGGACCUCCACGACUGGAACAACCGUCUGAACGACAACGAACGCCACUUCAUCUCCCACGUCCUUGCCUUCUUUGCCGCCUCGGACGGUAUUGUCAACGAAAAUCUCGUCGAGCGUUUCUCCAACGAGGUCCAAGCCGCCGAGGCUCGCUGCUUUUACGGUUUCCAGAUCAUGAUGGAGAACAUCCACUCCGAGACCUACUCCCUUCUCAUCGACACGUACAUCAAAGAUCCCAAAGAGCGCGACUACCUCUUCGAUGCCGUCGAGACUAUUCCAUGUGUUAAGAGGAAGGCGGACUGGGCACUCAAGUGGAUCUCAGACAAAAGGGCGACUUUCGCUGAGCGUCUCGUAGCGUUCGCGGCCGUCGAGGGUAUCUUCUUCUCUGGCUCGUUCGCGUCGAUCUUUUGGUUGAAGAAGAGGGGGUUAAUGCCUGGUCUUACGUUCUCCAAUGAGCUUAUCACGAGGGACGAGGGCAUGCACACCGAUUUCGCUUGCCUGCUCUUCAGUCACCUGAAGAAGCGUCCUCACCCCGAUACCGUCCUCAGGAUCAUCACCGACGCUGUUCAGAUCGAACAGGAGUUCUUGACUGAUGCCCUCCCAUGUGCCCUCAUCGGCAUGAACUCUAAGCUUAUGCGCCAAUACAUCGAGUUUGUUGCCGACCGUCUGCUCCUCGCUCUCGGCGGUAACAAGCACUACAACUCGACGAACCCCUUCGACUUCAUGGACAUGAUCUCACUCCAAGGCAAGACAAACUUCUUCGAGAAGCGAGUGUCGGACUACGCGAAGGCCGGUGUCGCUGCUUCGGCGUCGGGGGCGACGUCGGGCCCUGCUGCUGAGGGUUCGAAGUCUUUCACGCUUGAUGAAGACUUCUAGACGUGUCGUCGCAUACCAUCUGUCUAUUUAUCAGGAUGAGGGUAUCGUCAUAUACUUUAACGGUCUAGCAUCCUCAUCACACCGCACAUCUACUUCAUCCCCUCUCACUUGUUCCCAUACUUGCAUUGCUUUGUUGUUCUCAUAGAUAUGCCGUCUUUAUAUCCUAGUUGUACCUGUACCAUCUGUCUCUGUCUACGUAUUCACAUGCAUGUUACUAUCACUUACUCACUUGGUCUCUGUCAUUUACAAUGCGAAUACACGCAUCUCAACUGUUUCACUCGUC
Messenger RNA from Stereum hirsutum FP-91666 SS1, 1586 nucleotides. RefSeq names its product ribonucleotide reductase small subunit. The transcript has 6 exons. Gene Ontology annotation, molecular function: oxidoreductase activity. The coding region runs from base 50 to 1303 and encodes 417 amino acids. The record is from RefSeq and is a predicted model, not a curated record. Gene Ontology annotation, biological process: deoxyribonucleotide biosynthetic process. NCBI's taxonomy places the organism in Eukaryota, Fungi, Basidiomycota, Agaricomycetes, Russulales, Stereaceae.